Messenger RNA from Gigantopelta aegis, 1508 nucleotides. RefSeq names its product YEATS domain-containing protein 4-like. Gene Ontology annotation, biological process: regulation of DNA-templated transcription. The transcript is spliced from 7 exons. The coding region runs from base 72 to 764 and encodes 230 amino acids. Lineage: Eukaryota; Metazoa; Mollusca; Gastropoda; Neomphalida; Peltospiridae. The record is from RefSeq and is a predicted model, not a curated record.
UCUAUUUAGAAUUUUCGUACAAAUGUGACAACAAUGAAAAUUAUUUUACUUUAGUUGUGGUUUUAGUUAGAAUGGCAGCAGAAUUUGGAUCAGAUCCUGGUAGCAGAAUCAAAGGUUUAACCAUUGUGAAGCCAAUUAUUUAUGGAAAUGUGGCCAGGUACUUUGGUAAGAAGAGAGAGGAGGAUGGACACACUCACCAGUGGACAGUUUAUUUGAAGCCAUACAAGAAUGAGGAUAUGACCUCGUAUGUAAAGAAGGUUCAGUUUAAACUUCAUGAGAGUUACCCGAAUGCAAACAGAGUCAUCGUGAAGCCACCUUACGAAGUCACUGAAACUGGCUGGGGAGAGUUCGAAGUUGUGAUUAAGAUUUUUUUUAAUGACCCCAACGAAAGACCAGUGACGAUAUAUCAUCUCUUGAAGUUAUUCCAGUCUGAAACCGACAUCAUGUUGGGCAAAAAAUCUCUUGUCUUGGAAUUCUACGAUGAAUUGGUUUUUCAAGACCCAACUCCCAUGACGCAGCACAUGUUGACAAAUGUGCGACAGAUUUCCAUCGGAGCGUACAAGCAUGACGUCGACUUUGAGGAGAAGAAGGAGAAGACCCUGCACAACAUCAUGUCGGCGAAGAGCAAGAUCCGCUACGAGAUCUCGGAGCUCAACGAGAGACUGAAGCAGAGCAAGGAGCUGAUCAAUAAACUCAAGGACGACAUCGUCAAGAAGGAGAAGGACGACAAACCCAGCAUCAAGAUAGAACCCAUUUUCGCGUAACCGUGGUAACACAGGAACAAUGGUGCAGUGUAAUGAUAGAACCCAUUUUCGCAUAACCGCAGUAACACAGGAACAAUGGUGAAGUGUAAGGAUAGAACCAAUUUUCACGUAACCGCAGGAACAAUGGUGAAGUGUAAGGAUAGAACCCAUUUUCGCGUAACCAUGGUAACACAGGAACAAUGGUGAAGUGUAAGGAUAGAACCCAUUUUCGCUUAACCGUGGUAAUGCAGGAACAACAAGCAUAAAAAAUAGAACCCAUUUUCGAGUAACCGUAGCAACGCAGGAUGCAGCAUAAAAAUAUAACUGAUUUUCGCAUAACCAUGGCAAUGCAGGAACAGCGGUGAAGCGUGGAAAUAUUUUUGCAUAACCGUAGUAAUGCAGGAAUUGUGAAGCAUAAAAAUAGAUCUGAUUUGCAUGUAACCAUGGUAAUGCAGGAACAGUGAAGCAUUAAGAUAAAACCAAUUUUCACGUAACAGUGGAAUGACAGCAUUGGAAAUUGUAGCAUCACUGAUGGUUGUAAGAACAUCAGAAAAAACAAAAUAAAAGAGGAUGAAAAAAGGAGUAUUAAAAUGGAACCUGUAUCUGCAAAACCGUGGUAACACAGUAAUUUCACCGGCGUCAUGGUUAAGCCAUUGGCUAUAUAAGGCUGGCAGGUACAGGGUUCGCUGCCCGGUACCGGCUCCCACCCAGAGCGAGUUUUAACGACUCAGUGGGUAGGUGUAAGGGCACUACACCCUCUUCUCU